GCGUGGGGCGGGGCGGCCGUACGACGCUUCCGCCUACGUCACGGCGCGCGCCGGAAGCGGAGGCCGAAGCAGGCAGUGGCGGAGGGCGCGGCGCGGCCGGGGCGAGCGAGAUGCCUGUGACCGUGGGCCCGUACGGGCAAUCGCAGCCCAGCUGCUUUGACAGAGUAAAGAUGGGUUUCAUGAUGGGCUUUGCAGUGGGCAUGGCUGCAGGAGCGCUUUUCGGCACGUUUUCCUGCCUCAGGAUUGGCAUGAGAGGACGAGAGCUGAUGGGUGGCGUUGGCAAAACGAUGAUGCAAAGCGGUGGGACGUUUGGGACAUUCAUGGCUAUUGGUAUGGGAAUCCGCUGCUAACCUGGAGCUCGGGUUUUAUCCCAGAGUGCCCCGUCCAGCCCCGUCCAGCCGUUCCUCCUCUGUACCAUAAUAAAGGCUUUAGAUACCCAGAA
This is a messenger RNA of Chroicocephalus ridibundus (black-headed gull), 442 nucleotides long. RefSeq names its product reactive oxygen species modulator 1 (gene ROMO1). Gene Ontology annotation, biological process: protein insertion into mitochondrial inner membrane; protein import into mitochondrial matrix. NCBI's taxonomy places the organism in Eukaryota, Metazoa, Chordata, Aves, Charadriiformes, Laridae. Gene Ontology annotation, cellular component: TIM23 mitochondrial import inner membrane translocase complex. The record is from RefSeq and is a predicted model, not a curated record. Bases 111 to 350 code for a protein of 79 amino acids. The transcript has 3 exons.